Molecule: messenger RNA, 1363 nt
Organism: Owenia fusiformis
Lineage: Eukaryota; Metazoa; Annelida; Polychaeta; Sabellida; Oweniidae
Source: the annotation of a GenBank genome assembly
CCGCCAUUUUUAUUUUGAAUCUUUAAAAACGUUGAAGUGAAGAAAAUGCCUAAAAACAGUAGAAAGACUUCCAAGCGAACAUCCCAAGGACGUAGGCUGGAUGAGUCGUGUUCUGAUGAAGAGAUGGAAGUGAGUCAGGUCCAAGCUACCCAGUCAGAAGCUACACAGUCCAACACACAAGCAGAGAAAGCUACCAGGGAGCUUGAUAAAGAUACACGAAAGAGGAAAGUCAAUGACCUUGUAAGAUAUAUGUUGGUAGCUGAUGGCAAAAAGAUACCAAUCAAAAGAACAGACCUAACCAAAGAAUUGCUGAAAGAUCAUGCCAAGGCAUUUCCUGUUCUUUUUGAUCAGGCCAAGAAGCAACUAAAAAAUAUAUUUGGCAUUGAUGUGGUAGAGGUAGAGGGAAAGAAAAGUUACAUGCUUAUCAACACGUUUAACUGUAAAUCCAAUGAGGAUCCUUAUCUCAAAUGGUCAGAUGAGGAGAAUGCAAAGAAUGGCCUGUUGACUGUCAUACUGAGUCUCAUUUUCAUGAAUGGCAAUAUUCUGGAAGAUGCGGAGCUAUGGAGGAGCUUAAAGAAAGUUGGAGUUGAUGUCGAUCGAAAUCAUGAGGUUUUUGGUGAUGUAAAGAAGCUUGUGACCCAAGAUUUUGUCCGUCAGAAUUACCUGGAGAUGACCCGAAGGCAACCAGAGCCACCUAUAUUCGACUUUGAGUGGGGGCCAAGGGCAUUUGCAGAGAUCUCAAAGAGGUCCAUACUUCAACUUGUGUGCAAAAUAUAUGAUCAGGAGGACACAGAUAACAGUGACUCGAAUCUCAAGAUGUGGAAAUCUCAAUAUAGGGACAUGGAGGAGUCAGAGGGAGCUGGGGAACAAGCAGAUUGAGACCUCACAUCACACAGAAUGCUUAAACAUGCCAGCCUAGUCAAGCACACAAUUCCUACAAGAAAACAUUGGUGUUGCCUUGCCAUUGAGACUGAAUGUCUUGUCGAAGAACAUCAUGUCCUUCUAUAAGUAGACUCUAGACAUGUUAUGAAGAAAAGGACAAUAUUUUAUGCAUGCAAGUGAAACUGACACUAUGAAUAGAAAAGGUUGUGAAUUUUAAUUCGAAAAUAUGCAAUACAAAAAUAUCCAAUACUAAUUAGGAGAGAUAGCGCCCUAUUAUUCAAUACUUAGAUAAUUCUUUAAUUGCCUUCUUUGGAUUAUAUAAGCUUGACCAGUUUCAGUUCACAUGAGUCAACACAUAGUGCUAGUCAUUGUACAUACGAAAAAGCAAUAUUAUUAAACAUUGGAAAUUUUUAGUGUGAGUGACUUGAACCAGGUUGUUCUAACAACAACACUUCAUUUUGGUUAUAACAUGUCCAUAUGU